AUGAGAAUUCAACUUUCCAAUUUUUCAUACGAUGCUCCCGCUCCCGCCUCGCAGCAACAUGUUUUGAUUUGCCUAACCUAUUGUUCGCGUAGUUACCGGACUUCAAACGCUAUUACCGCUGUAUUUUACCCACAGAAACUAUCUACGGUGUUUUCUCUUCGUUGUUCUAGAUACCAGAGAAUGGAGCUACAAUGUGACAUAUGCUUUGGCCAGUUUGACUUGGAUCACCAUCGACCAAAGAGUUUGCCCUGCGGACACACUAUUUGCAGGGAAUGCGUGCAGAAUCCUGCCAUAGGGAGGAAGUGUCCAACCUGCAGGAGGAACCUGUCCGCCUCCCCGGACGACCUCCCCGACAACAUAUUCGUAACGCGUCUGCUUGAGCACGACGCCGCGCCCACGGGGGUGGCGUCCAGGGCCCGGCGCAUGGAGGAGAGGGCGCGGCAGCUGCAGCGGGGCGCAGCCGCCGGGCGCAAGCUGGUGCACCUGCUGCGCCAGAUGGUGCCCCUGGCCGUGGAGGCGCUUAACAACCAGCUGAGCUCGUCGGAGGCCCAGCUGCAGCAGGUGGAGGAAGCCCUGGAGCAGCUGCGGCAGCUGCAGCAGCGCGAGGCGGCGGGUGAGGAGAACACCACCGCCCCUCUCCAGCCCGCGGUCGGGGAGCUGCAGCUGGCGGUGCAGAUGGAGGACAGCUUACGCCUUCUGACCGCCAACAAGUGCAGCGUCGAGGCGGAGGAGGACGCCGGCGCCGCCUGGAGGGCCGAGGUGCAGCUCGGGCCGUUCGACCACCUGGUGCGCCCGCUGCUGCUGCAGCUACAGCUGGACGGCCACCUGGCCAAGGUCGACGCCGUCGUGGCCGCACCGCCGCCGCCGCCGCCCGCCGCGCUGUACGUGGGGCCGCCGAGGCUGUCCAACCUCACCAUCGACGACGUGAAGGCGGACGACAUCGUGCGGAGCGGGCGGCGCUGGCGCAAUAUCCGCACGCUGAACAACGUGAUCGGGCGCGACUCGGAGCGGCUGCUGCGGGUGGUGGCGCCCCAGCUGGAGGAGCUCAACAUCUCGGUGGAGGUGGGGCCGAGCGUGCUCGAGGAGGUGGGCAGGAUGCCGUCGCUCCGGAGGCUGCUCGUCGAGUGCAGCGACACGGGCGACUUCCCGGACCUGCCGCUGCAGCUGGAGGAGCUCGCCAUCUCGUACCCGAGCGAGAACCAGAUGCGCUGCGUGCAGCGGAUGCCCCGGCUGCGCAGCCUCUUCGUGGGCUUCUACUUCGGCGCGCCGCUGCCGCUGGAGCCCGCGCCAAACGACGGGCUGCUCUGGCUGGGCGUCACGUACAACGAGCAGUACAGGGAGUCCACGCUGUCUGUGAUCCGGGUGUUCGCCGCCUCGGUGCAGGAGCUGCAGGUGUACACCCCCGUCACCAAGGUGGAGGACCUGUACUACUACCACCCGGACCUGGGCCGCGACCUGGCUGCCUGCGGCCUGCGCGCGCUGCGCCGGCUGGUGCUGGAGCGGCCGUCCUCCGACCCGUGCCCCGAGACCGACGCCUGCCUGGUGCAGCGCCAGACCGCCAGGGGCUUCCUGUCGCCGGCCGUCGACGUGCUCUGCGGCUCGUGCCACCGGGCCGUCCUGUAGGGAGUUCCAGGACAUCCAGGAGUUCCAGGAGAGCGGCGCCGGCGCCGCUCUGCCCGUCACGGACUGUGGAGGAGUUCAUGUCUUACUCGUUCUUCACCUCCAUUCCCACUUAACUGUGGGAGGUGCACAAACGAGUGUGGAGUGUGUGGUGUGAUAGUGUGAUAAGUGUGUCAGAGAGUUUUGUAUUAGAGAUAUGUAAAAUAAAUGAAGUAAUUGCUCUUUAAUGCACUGGAAACUAUGUCAUGGUUCAGAUAUUUUUGUACAUUUUUGUAAUCUA
Molecule: messenger RNA, 1900 nt
Organism: Frankliniella occidentalis (western flower thrips)
Lineage: Eukaryota; Metazoa; Arthropoda; Insecta; Thysanoptera; Thripidae
Exons: 4
Coding region: 1-1623 (540 amino acids)
Biological process (GO): protein ubiquitination
Molecular function (GO): ubiquitin protein ligase activity
Source: RefSeq, a predicted model, not a curated record